Molecule: messenger RNA, 3600 nt
Organism: Capsicum annuum
Lineage: Eukaryota; Viridiplantae; Streptophyta; Magnoliopsida; Solanales; Solanaceae
Product: putative late blight resistance protein homolog R1B-17
Exons: 3
Coding region: 1-1062 (353 amino acids)
Molecular function (GO): ADP binding
Source: RefSeq, a predicted model, not a curated record
AUGCCGAAGGACUUUAUUCAUCAUAGCAAAUUGUUUGAUCUUUUGGCACGUGUUGGAGCACUCAUCAGGAAGGUAUCAACUCUUGUUCACGACUUAAAAGAACAAUCAAGGAAUAAAGAGAGUACGAAUGGAACAAAUCGUGCAGCUCUAGACUUGCUGAAAAAUAUUGAACUCCUCAAGGAAGAUCUCAAAUAUACUGGUGAAAGAAGCCCUCGAUUCAUAAGAUUGUUCUUCGAGAAUGUUGAGCAAGGAUUGUAUAAAGAUCUCAGGUCACGCGUUUUAGAUGUGGCAUAUGAGGCUAAAGAUGUCAUUGAUUCAAUUAUUGUUCGAGACAAUGGUCUCUUACAUCUUAUUUUCUCACUUCGCAUCACCAUAAAAAAGAUCAAACAUAUCAAAGAAGAAGUCUCCAAUAUAUCUGUGAAGAUUCCCAAGAACAGCAGCCUCACUGUAGUAAACUCUACCAAGAAGCCAGUUGAAAGAAAAUCAUUGACAACUGGUAAAAUAAUUGUAGGUUUUAAGGAGGAAACAAACUGGUUAAUUAGUAAGCUCACCAGUGGACCGAAAAAUGUUGAUGUCAUCUCAAUCAUUGGUAUGCCGGGUUCGGGCAAAACUACUUUGGCGUACAAAGUAUACAAUGAUGAAUCAGUUUGUAGUCAUUUCGACGUUCGUGCAUGGUGCACUGUCGACCAAGAAUAUGACGAGAAGAAGUUGCUGGUGGAACUUUUCAAUCAGGUUACUGGCGCGGAUUUGAAGUCCAGUGAGGAUAUUGAUGUUGCCGAUAAGCGGAGGAAACAAUUGUAUGGAAAGAGGUAUCUAAUUGUGUUAGAUGACGUGUGGGAUACUACUACAUGGGAUGAUCUAACAAGACCUUUCCCUGAAGCUGAGAAAGGAAGUAGAAUUAUUUUGACGACUCGACAAAAGGAAGUGACUUUUCAUGGAAAGGGAAACACUGAUCCUCUUAACCUUCGGUUGCUAAGACCAGAAGAAAGUUGGGAGUUAUUAAAGAAAAGAGCAUUUGGAGACCAGAGUUGCCCUGAUGAACUAUUGGAUGUUGGAAAAUAAAUAGCCGAAAAUUGUAAGGGACUUCCUUUGGUGGCUGAUAUGAUUGCUGGAGUCAUUGCAGGGAGGGAAAAGAUAAAGUCCGUGUGGCUUGAAGUUCGAAAUAAUUUCAAUUCUUUUAUUUUGAAUGGUGAAGUUGAUGUGAUGAAGGUUAUAGAAUUAAGUUAUGACCAUUUACCUCAUCAACUGAAGCCAUGCUUUCUCUACCUUCCAACAUUUGAGAAGGACCAAGAAAUCAACAUAGAUCGGUUGAAAGUGUAUUGGCGUGCUGAAGGGCUCGUUGAACAGAUGGGGAUGAAGAGUUUGGAAGAAGCGAUGGAAAUUUAUUUGGAUAAUUUAAUUUCCAGUAGCUUGGUAAUUGCUUUCAAUGAGAUAGGUAGAUCUCCGACUUGCCAACUACAUGAUCUUGUGCAUGACUUUUGUUGGAUAAAAGCAAAAGAGGAAAAGUUGUUUGACAUGAUAAGUUCUUCAGAUUUUAUGCCACACACAGUGACCAUUUUUUAUGAUAAGGAGCAUAUCAGGCCUAACAAUUUCAUCCUGCUCAAUUCAAAAAUGCAAAGGCAUUCUGGUAAACACCUCUAUUCUUUGAUGAUAACUGGAGACGAGAUGGAAGAUUGUCCUUCUGAUGCUUGUCACCUAAGAGACUUGAGGCUUCUUAAAGUGUUGAUAACUGAUCCCUCUUUUAUGAAGGUGAAGGAUUCUUUGCUGAAUGAAAUAGGCAUGUUGAAUCAUUUGAGGUUCUUAUGAAUUGGGACAGAAGUUACAUCUCUACCUUCAUCUUUCUCAAAUCUCUGGAAUCUCGGAACCUUGUCGGUGACUAACAAAAGAUCAACCUUGGUACUAUUACCGAGAAUUUGGGAUCUUGUAAAGUUGAGAGUGCUGGACAUUGAGGCUUGUUCUUUCUUUGAUAUGGAUACAGGUGAACCAAUACUGAUAGCAGAGGACUCAAAGUUAGAGAACUUGAAAGAAUUAGGGAAACUCGUGCUUUCCUAUUCGAAUGAAAUAGAGGAUAUUUUCAUAAGGUUCCCCAAUCUUCAAGAGCUUAUACUAAUUCUCAAGGAAUCAUGGGAUUAUUCAACAGAGCGAUAUUGGUUCCCGAAAUUGGAUUUCCUAAUUGAACUAGAAUUCCUCAAAGUAAAAUUUGAAAGUUCAAAUGCAAAUGAUAGUGGGCCCUCUUUAGUGACAAAUUGGUCGUGGGAUUUUCAUUUUCCUUCCAAUUUGAAAAUAUUGGUGUUGUGGGACUUUCCUCUGACAUCCGAUUCACUAUCAACAAUAGCAAGACUGCCCAACCUUGAAGAGUUGUUCCUUACGAGAACAAUCAGGGGGAAGAAUGGAACAUGGGGGAAGAAGACACCUUUUUGAAUCUCAAAUAUUUGAAUUUGGAUGAAAUGACUCUUGCUAAGUGGGAAUUUGGAGACGAACCCUUUCGCGUGCUUGAGAAAUUAGGACUGUGGAGAUGUCGUAAGCUUGAGGAGAUUCCUCCUAGUUUCGGCUAUAUUUGUUCGUUGAAAAUCAUCAAACUUGUUGAGAGCCCUCAACUUGAAGAUUCUGCGAAGAAUAUUAAACAAUACGUUGAAGAUUUGGGAGGGGACGAGCUUCUGGUCUUGGGCCCGACUAAUAUCCUGUUAUUCAAGUAGCUCUUAAGCACCACCAGAACAGAUCCUGAGAACAUUGAAAGGAAGGGAAGGAUAAGUCACUUUGGUACAAUCAUGGAAGGAGACCAAGAGAAGGAGGAAACAAACAACUCAUUGGUAUGUCAUACAAUAGUCAUCCAUAUUAAUGCUAUACAUCUAUUUAAUGAAUUGUUAAUCUAAAGCAUAAAUAAUAAAAGUUUCUCCCCAUGCUCAGUUCACCUCUUAAUUAGUGUGCCAUUUCUAUGCCGAGUUUACUGCCACCAAAUGCCGCGAUUUCCACUCUAAGUCUCUAUUUGAAACAUACAUGGGAUUGCUAACUCUGAUAUGAUGGGAAAGAAGGAAGUUAUAUAAAAGGUCUGCAAUCUCAAUUAAUCUCAAAUUUUUGUAAAUCUUUCAAGAAAUACAUCAUCACAAACUAAGUUGCUCGGACUCUUCAAAUAUGUUUAUGGGUGUGUGUCGGAUCCUCCAAAAAUAGUGUAUUUUUGAAGGAUCCGACACGGGUGUGGCAACAUUUUUGGAGAGUCCGAGCAACUUAGAUCACAAACAUGUGACAACUCUUCAGGUACUGAAAUCAUUGAGAAAUUCCAAUGCAACAAGAAGUGGGAUGCUCGCGUGCAAAGAGUUUGAAUUGUGAUGCAGAGUGGUGGAAUCAACCAUCGAUAAGCAUUUGGUGUUUGGGGCUAUUGUAAUUAAUUAUGAAGAUGUUUAAAUAGGUGUUUCUUUACAACAUUUGGCUUCAUGUGCAAUAACUAGUGUUAUUAUAAAUCCUCUUACCUAUUAAUACAUCGAUUUUAAGCAUUCUGUGUGAAAAGUCUUUAGCACUCUUUGUAUUUGUGUGUUUAAGUUCUCUAGCUGUGACAUUGGCUUCUGUACAAACCACAAACAGUAAGUUGUGCUUUGCUGGGUA